UGCAAAGGGAAAGCGGACUGGGUGCAGAGCAUCAUCCAGGGCAGGGCGAGACGAGAUGUUUACUCCUUGUGAUUUUCUGGAGAAAUAUUAGCCACACCGCCGCCGCCAUGCCGUAGACAACCCGCCGGGCGUGUAGAUGAAGCCUAACGGGGACUACAGCAGGGAGGAAGCGGGGUGGCUGUAACCGAGUGGAGGGAGGAUGUACUGGGCUGCUGGCUUCGCCUCAUCCCGGCCGUGUGUGGUUGAACUCGGGCGGAAUCACAGCCUGCCCCUCGGGCUGUGCGGCUCCGAGCAGCAGCAGUCUUUGUAUGGCUAUAUCAUCGCCUUCCCUCUACAGGACUACGGGGGCAUCAUGUCGGUUCUGGGCUCGGACUCCUGGUGGAAGAAGACUCUGUACAUCACCGGGGGGGCCCUGCUGGCUGCUGCAGCCUACCUACUGCAUGAGCUGCUCGCCAUCAGGAAGGAGCAGGAGCUGGACUCUAAAGACGCCAUCAUCCUCCAUCAGUUCUCCAGGCCAAAGAAUGGCGUGCCCAGCCUCUCACCCUUCUGCCUCAAAAUAGAGACAUACCUGCGCAUGGUGGACCUGCCCUACCAGAACUACUUUGAUGGGAAGCUGUCGCCACAGGGUAAGAUGCCCUGGCUUGAGUACAACCACGAGCAGGCUUCAGGGUCAGAGUUCAUCGUGGACUUUCUGGAGGAGAAGCUGGGUGUCAACCUCAACAUUAACCUCACCCCGCAGGAGAAAGCUGUGUCCCGAGCUGUCACCAAAAUGGUCGAGGAGCACCUGUACUGGACGAUAGCCUACUGCCAGUGGGUGGACAACCUGGAGGAGACUCAGAAGCUUCUGGCGAUGAGCGGCCCCCUGAGUGACACACUGAAGUGGCUGCUGAGCCACCUGAAUGGCAGCAUGGUGCGCAGGGAGAUGUACGGCCAUGGCAUCGGACGCUUCUCGAAGGAGGAAGUCUAUGCACUGAUGGAGAAGGACAUGAGGACGCUGGCCACGCUGCUGGGAGAUAAGAAGUACUUCAUGGGCUCUAAGAUGUCGACAUUAGAUGCUACAGUGUUCGGGCAUCUUGCCCAGGCCAUGUGGACUCUGCCUGGGACACGACCAGAGCAACUCAUCAAAGGAGAGUUGAUCAACCUGGCAAUGUUCUGCGAGCGGAUGCGGAGGAGGUUCUGGCCCGAGUGGUUCGUGGAGGUGGAGGAUAUUUAUUUUGACGGAGACAGUGAGAGCAGCGGCGGCGGCAGCGGUUCACCUACAGGCUUGCUGGACUUUGGCCUCUUCUCCAGGACUGACACUCUGGACGACAGCGACGGCAGCUGCCACUCAGCCGGACACACACACACACACUCCCCUGAUUCUGACCACUCGCUCUUUGACUCAGAUGUGGGCACGGGAUCUGACAAUGACAUUCAGCUUAAGGAGGAUAUAAUGCCCGACCUGGAGGUUUGACCUGAGAAUGGAUGCGACUGAGACUGACAGGAGAUGAGAACUGUGUCGGUUAGCUUGAAAAAUCUGGCAGUCUGGACAGGUUGCCAGAUGGCAGCUCUCACAGCUGAAGAAACUAUUCCAGCUCCUCCACCUCUAAACGAUAUACCUUCCUGAUGGACAGACUGGGUAUUAAUAUGCAGAGCAUUCAAACUGAACCUCAUAACACACAUGCUACUGUAUGGUUUGCCCCCUCCUGUAACAUCAGAACUGUCCCAGUGGCAGUUUCUCUUUGCCUUAUUUGUCUUGUCCUAAGAUACAGAAGCUGGUGCGAAAGGUUAACACAAAAGAAACAUCUCAUCUCAUGAAAAGCGCGGCAACGACAGAGGAGCAGUGCAGACAAGACAGGUGGCACUUCGCUUGCUGUGAAACGACGCAACUAAUCACCACUCUGCCAUGUGUCUUAACGCACAAACCCAUUCGAACAGGUGGAGAUUGAUCGUGUGGCUGAAAGUAACAGCUGCCGUGUCUCGGCUGUUAACCAUCCGUGUGCUGGAGAGGAAACACAGAUGACAUCGAGUGCCAGUCCAUGCUCUAGAUUGAUCCUUGUGUCAUUUCCUUUAUGCUACUAUAUGUGGGGAGAAUCUAUAUCAAAACAUAAUGUAUGUCUCCAUCUGAAGACCACAAGCCGAGAUGUACUCAGAGGGAAAGAGGAGCAGAUUUGUGCCUGUUUUAUUCACUGGUUAUUGUCCUUCUUUCCCCCCAUUUAGUAAUUAUUUGCUUGCACUUUGUUAUGGGGAAGUUGGAGCUUUCAAUCACUGGUUUUAAUACCUCUUUGCUUUUAGUAACAAGCUGUAAUUCACACAUUUGACCACUAGAUGGAGGCAGCAGUCAGCCUGACGCCUCCUUUAUUCUGUAACAUCAAGGUCAUUCAACCCAGUGGACCUGCAGUCCAUUAAACACAGCAAAUAAUUUCUUCUUCAGUCCUAAACUUUAAUAUUAUGGUUCCCAUUCAUAGGUGACCUGUCACACUUGCAUACUGCGACUGAGCGCAGCAACAAAUCAGCCUUAGUUCUUUCAGACUAAAGAAAUGGGUGAAAAUAGUCUGCAGCACUUUUUGUUGUGAUAUAAUUUAUUAUCAGUGCCACUUUGUUAUUCUUUCUAUAUGAUCUUAUGUGUCAAAUAUAUAUUUUUUGUUAAUCUUUGUGUUCUUAUUGCUCUCAAAGAGAGAUGUUAUUUUGCACUAGUGGAAAUUUAUUUUCACCUUAUUUCAACGGGAGCAAUCUGCUGUGGAGGUAGAGAAGAGUACAGGCCAAAUGAAUGGGAAACAUUAAUGUGUAUAUCAGUAGUACAGGACGCUGAGUCUUCUGAUAAUGAUUGUUAUGCGAGGGUACCGUGCUGCUUAUGUUAAGUUAAUUUUCCUGGGUGUGAAUGUCAUCAGUGAAGCAGUUGAUGAAGUCUUUGUAGAGACAGUUGGAAUACCAAAUCAACAGAACUCAACAUCGCUAGUUUAAAAACCUUGGGUAUAAAAUGGACCAAAAUGUCUCGGGAGGUGUUUGCUUUUGUCUGUCACGUUAAGCUUGGUGGAAGUGCUCGUAAUGGCAAUAUGAUUGCUGUAAAAAGAUUGUGGUGCAUAUAGAGUAGAUGUGACUUAAGUUUCAGGGUCAGUUCACCCAAAUUAGAAAAACUUUCUCACUUAAAUCUUGUGGCAUUGAGCCACGCAGAUAGUUUUGGUUUUAUUCCUAAAGGUUUUAAGAUGUAGGCGUCAAUGUGAUUUCUGCAUCUGCCUUGAUACAACAGAGGGGUAUGGAUUUUUGUUUGUGGUGCUCAAAGUAUCCAAAACAAUUUCCAAUGUAUCAAUUCCUGUUACUUUGGCUUUCUUUGGCAGAAAUAACUUCCUAUAAAAAUUUGUAUGUCAGAUUUUCAAAAAUAUCCAGCUCAAGCAAAGAUAGCUAACAUGUGAAUCAUUCAGAUGAAUUUCCAAGCAGCGUUCCUAAAUCACUCAGGUUAAUGUUACCGUAAGGUUGUUUUUUCAAACAGUCUUUCAGUUAUGAUUUUUCCAUCUAUGGUGUCUAAUUUAAAAUGUGUUUCCCCUCGUUCAAACAAUUUAGAAUGAAUUUAGAGUGAAAAGUGAAAAGCCCAAGUUCCCAAUGAAGUCUGUGGACAGUUUCUUUACUUAAAGCUAAUCAGUAUUUCUUCUUUAUCAAAGGGCCAUGGCACAAUUCCUGGCUCACCAACUGGCCCCCUGGCAAAAAUAAUUGGACGUUAACAUUACUGUCUGUGGUAUGUGCAUCUUUUGAAACUAGACAAACUAUAGCAUACAUUGGUACCAACCAUGUCGACAUAGCUAGUCAGGAAAGGGGCUAAAUAGCACCCCAAAAUGCGGCAAAUUUUUUGGCAAGGGAACAACUGGCAUGGAAAUUUUCCAAGGAGUACUUUAAACUCUCACGUCAAGAUAACUGAAUGAAAAUGGGUUCUGCUGGUACCCACGAGGCUCCCCUAAAUGUGAAAGGACAAUCUACUCCUUCAAAUUAAAGCUGUAUGUUUUCAGUCUAUGCACAUCAGAUAAUUAGUAAUAUUAACUGUAAAAUAAGAAACCAAAGUAUCAGUAUGCAACUUUCCAUACUGACAUAGUUUUCAACUAGCCUAUAUACUUAAACAGCAUAAUGGAAUCCCAUAAAUUCAGUUAUGACUUUUGCUUUUGGUGUGUGACUCCAAAAUUUCAGCCUCAUUGCUUCUGACUCUGUAUUUCUGUUUUACAGCCCACAGCUUCACUGUGUGGGUUCACUCUCAAUGAUCUCAUCAGCAUCAUUUUUAAACAUAGCAGGCAGGUGUUUUAUUAAAUAAAAAUCCCCACUGUACGCUAUCUGCUCUGCUCCAAAUGCCGACAGACAAAGUUAGUGACUAGUUGGUGACCAUAGUGGAGCAUUCAGCUGCGUGAUAGGCAGAGAUUUCCCUCAGGAGUCGGUGCAGAACAUUGGACUUACAUUUAUCAGAUGGCCAGAAACACGGCUCCACAUGAAUGCUAAUGUUGCUCCGUGUCUGCUAGAUGUAAAUGUUUGACAACAAAACAAAAUCUGACGGAAAUCUGAGAGACUAAUAUGAACACCUGAACACACAAACCAAGACUAUCUGCGUGGUUAUGUAGCACUUGGAGAAGAUAUGUGAAGAUACGUUGUUUCACAGUUUGGGUGAAGUGACCCUUUAAAUGAGGAGCCUGAAUAGAUAGGUGAGUUAGUGACAGAAGGCAAGAGUUUGAUCGAGAUACUCGGACUCUGGAGACAACCUUCUUCCAUCAUGUCGCCCUGUGGUUCACAUCCUGACCCGACCUGGCUUGAAAUGUGUGUUUUUCAGUCACCUCAUCCAGUCUGGGCAUCAUAUACAGUUGGACUGCUUUAAUCAAGCCAUAUAAAAACUAAAUGUCUUGUUAUUGGAAACCAUGUCAUAGCAUUACUGCUGGGGUAAUGUAAAUAUUGUAUGUGUGACAAAGUGUACCAUACUGUAUGUAGAGCUGACUGACUGAUCAAACUACCUAUGGAUGUGCAGUCAUAAACUGGAGCGACUGGAUGAUUUCAAUAAAGACUAGCUG
This is a messenger RNA of Epinephelus moara (kelp grouper), 5018 nucleotides long. RefSeq names its product failed axon connections homolog, metaxin like GST domain containing b (gene faxcb). The record is from RefSeq and is a predicted model, not a curated record. Lineage: Eukaryota; Metazoa; Chordata; Actinopteri; Perciformes; Serranidae. The coding region runs from base 200 to 1453 and encodes 417 amino acids. Gene Ontology annotation, cellular component: cytoplasm. The transcript has 6 exons.